AUGCGAGCUAUAUUUGUGAUCGCUGGAAAUCGGGAUGUUAAAUUGAUGCGGAAAAUCACCUACCUUAAAGAAAGUUUUCAUAUCAGAAGUUUGGAACAGAGGGCACGCGGAGGGCCGGGUAAAAGUGGCGCAGACGACCAAGGGAAAUUGCCAGAGCCGGAAGAAGAGGAAGAAUCCCGGGUUCUUUAUGGAGCGGGCUGUUGUAAAUGGUUCAAUGUGCGGAUGGGAUUCGGAUUUAUUUCAAUGACCAGUUUGGAGGGAAGCCCUCUAGAGAACCCAGUAGACGUCUUCGUACACCAAAGCAAGCUUUGCAUGGAGGGAUUCCGAAGCCUCGUAGAAGGAGAGCCGGUAGAGUUCACGUUUAAACAGUCUUCCAAAGGCUUAGAAUCGUUAUGGGUUACAGGGCCAGGAGGCAGCCCCUGUCUGGGCAGUGAGAGGCGACUCAAAGGGAAGACUGUGCAAAAAAGAAAAACAAAGGGAGAUCGAUGCUACAACUGUGGUGGUCUGGAUCACCAUGCUAAGGAAUGUAACCUACCACCUCAGCCAAAGAAGUGUCAUUACUGUCAAAGCAUCAUGCACAUGGUGGCAAACUGCCCUCACAGAACACUACAGCUGCCCACUGGUUCUCGGGAAACACUGGAAGCAGAACUGCAGCCUUCUACCUCUUCCACCCUGAGAGAAGGGACCUGCUCGGUCCCACAGCAAGCUCAGGGGGGCAGGGCUGAGACGGUGGAGUGGUCAGGCCGUUCCCCCCAAGAAGUUUCCUCAAGCAAGUCUUCAACAUCCCCGGAAGACCCCAAUAGGAAAGGGCCUUCUGUCCAGAAAAGGAAAAAGACUUGAAUGAACGGUUGUUAAAGUUUUUUCAAGCUUUUGGAUACAGCAGCUACCUCAUACUUGUAAAAGGACGGGAAGUGAUUUCACUCGAAGCAGCUCUG
Molecule: messenger RNA, 935 nt
Organism: Polyodon spathula (Mississippi paddlefish)
Lineage: Eukaryota; Metazoa; Chordata; Actinopteri; Acipenseriformes; Polyodontidae
Product: protein lin-28 homolog B-like
Exons: 4
Coding region: 1-840 (279 amino acids)
Molecular function (GO): nucleic acid binding; zinc ion binding
Source: RefSeq, a predicted model, not a curated record